Molecule: messenger RNA, 425 nt
Organism: Medioppia subpectinata
Lineage: Eukaryota; Metazoa; Arthropoda; Arachnida; Sarcoptiformes; Oppiidae
Source: the annotation of a GenBank genome assembly
GCUUCCAGGGCUCUAAUAGUAUAAGCAGUGAUGACUACUUCGGACGCGAGACACCUCAGGGCUCGAAGGCAUCGAUGUCUAACUUCAAUGGACCCAAUCUAUACGAUAUCAAAGAAGGCGUUCGCGACGGUGUCACUCAAGUGGCCGGAAAGCUCUCCAAUUUAGCCACAAAUGUUAUGUCUUCGCUACAGGAGAAAUACGGCGGUUAUUGAAAGUGAUUAUUGUUUAUAUAUGUUUUAAUGAAUUUUUCUGUUAUUAAAGUAUUGAUUUUGCUGUAAAUAUCGGAUACGAAAUGUCAUCCUUUUUUAGAUAAUUGUUUUGUUACUUUUAAAGCCAUUAAUAAUGGAUAUAUGGAAACAAAUCAUUAAAAAUUUUGAUAACUAUUUUAUUCAAUUUCAUAAGUGUUUCCUUUAUUUUCAUAACUG